AUGACCCAAUCCAAGUUCACUUUGGAUUGUACCCAUCCAGUACAAGAUGGAGUUAUGGACACUGGCAACUUUGAACAAUUCUUGGAAGAACGGAUCAAAGUCAACAGCAAAGCUGGGAACUUCGGCCGAGGAGCGGUGACCAUUGACAGGAGUAAAAGUAAAAUCACGGUGACCUCCAAGGUCCAGUUUUCCAAGGGAUAUCUGACCAAGAAAGACCUGAAGAAGAACAACCUGUGCAGCAGGACAGCACCUGAAGAAGUCAGGACCGGAAGCAAUGGAUCAUUAGAAAAUCAUCUGAAGAUCUUCAGAAGUUCAUUGGAAGAUCUUCUGAAGAUCAUUGGAAGAUCUAGAAGAUCUUUGGAAAAUCAUCUGAAGAUCUUCAGUGGAUCAUUGGAAAAUCAUCUGAAGAUCUUUGGAAGAUCAUUGGAAAAUCAUCUGAAGAUCUUCCGAAGAUCUUUGGAAGUUCAUUGGAAGACCAUCUGA
This is a messenger RNA of Thamnophis sirtalis, 483 nucleotides long. NCBI's taxonomy places the organism in Eukaryota, Metazoa, Chordata, Lepidosauria, Squamata, Natricidae. The record is from RefSeq and is a predicted model, not a curated record.